GGUGUAACUAGUAUUAUGGGCUGUAGCUCAGUAACAGGUGUAACUGGUGUUUUGAUCUGUGCAGCUCUGCUGGAUGACCUGGACAAGGAGCUCAACAACUACAUCAUGCGCUGUAGGGAGUGGUACGGCUGGCACUUCCCUGAGGUGGGGAAGAUCAUCACUGACAACCUGGCCUACUGCAAGAGUGUUCGGAAGAUAGGCGCUCGUACCAACGUGGCAACCACCGACCUGUCUGAGCAUCUCCCCGAGGAGGUGGAGGCAGAGGUCAAACUGGCUGCAGAGAUCUCCAUGGGAACGGAGGUGUCAGAGGAGGACAUCGGCAACAUCAUGCACCUGUGUGACCAGGUGAUAGAGAUUACAGAGUACCGCACCCAACUGUACGACUAUCUGAAGAACAGGAUGAUGGCUAUCGCUCCCAACCUGACUGUCAUGGUGGGGGAACUGGUAGGGGCACGGCUCAUCUCACACGCUGGGUCCCUGUUGAACCUGGCCAAGCACCCGGCCUCCACAGUCCAGAUCCUGGGAGCAGAGAAGGCCCUGUUCAGAGCCCUGAAGACGCGCAGAGACACGCCCAAAUAUGGUCUCAUCUACCACGCCUCUCUGGUGGGACAGACCUCGGCCAAGAACAAGGGCAAGAUCUCCAGGAUGCUGGCAGCCAAAGCAUCUCUGGCGAUCCGCUACGAUGCCCUGGGAGAGGACACAAACGCUGAGAUGGGAGUUGAGAACCGUGCCAAGCUGGAGGCCAGACUACGCCACCUAGAGGAGAAGGGAAUCAGAAGAAUCAGUGGAACAGGCAAAGCCAUGGCGAAGUCUGACAAAUACCAACACAGGAGUGACGUGAAGGUGUACGACCCCUCCGGAGACUCCACCCUCCCCUCUGUUUCCAAGAAGAGGAAGUUUGAGGAGGUCGAGGAGGAAGAGGUGGCCACACCGGUGACAGUCAAAACCAAGAAACCCAAGAAAGAACCUGUGGAAGAACCAGAGGCUUCAACGGCAGCAGAAGAAACUCCCAAGAAGAAGAAAAAGAAGUCCAAGAAAGCAGAGGAGGAGGCGAUGGACGUAAAGGAAGAGGAAGAGGAGGCGACCGUCUCUCCCACAGAGGAAUCGUCAAAGAAGAAGAAGAAGAAGAAGAAAAAGGUGAAGGAGGAAGAGGGAGAUUAAUCUGGUUGGGGAGAAACUGUAGUAUAUUAGGACUUUUAGUUGUCGUUGUAUCUACCAGGACCAGACUGACUCGUGUAUCAGCCUGACUGUUUAAAGACUAGAGAACUGGAGACGGAGGUAAUUUCAGAAUGACCAGCAGCUGAUCUGUUAUGAGACUUGAUGAUGGUGUGUAAAUCCUCCUGUGGAUUUGAGUUUAAGAUGAACCUUUAGUUUACUGUAACCUCUUAUUACUAAUCAACUAAAGACCCAAUAGACUGUCUACAAUAUCAAUGUCCAUGUUAAAACACUUCAUUCCUCCACUGGUUUAACGAUGUACCUUUUUUUAAAGAUGGGUUUUUCUGCUGUCUUUGUCCAUAAGUGAUUAAAUCCAUUUUCUCAGCGGUA
This is a messenger RNA of Oncorhynchus kisutch (coho salmon), 1545 nucleotides long. RefSeq names its product nucleolar protein 58-like. The transcript has 7 exons. Lineage: Eukaryota; Metazoa; Chordata; Actinopteri; Salmoniformes; Salmonidae. The coding region runs from base 16 to 1161 and encodes 381 amino acids. The record is from RefSeq and is a predicted model, not a curated record. Gene Ontology annotation, cellular component: small-subunit processome; box C/D methylation guide snoRNP complex. Gene Ontology annotation, molecular function: snoRNA binding.